AUGCAGGCGGGAGCACGGAGUCUUUUCCACAGACUCCGUGCGGCGCAAAGGGCAGUCGUCCUGCGCGCCAUCUGCGGCUUCCGCGACGUGGCCACAGAGACGGCAGGCGUAUUGGCGAGAGUACCUCCUUUGGCCCUCCUGGCUAAAAUGUACGCGACGAGAUACUCUUGUCUCGUCGACUUGCUGCAGGAGGGCCUAAUUAAUAACGCGCUACUAGAAGCUCUCGCCAAUUUGGAGCGUCAAGCCCGACGACAGCUGCUCCUCGAUUGGAAACAGCACUUGGACCAGCCAAGGGCGGCGGUCCAAAAGAUCGUCGCGGUGCUUCGACCCUAUGUAGCGCUGUGGUUGAAGAAUGGGGUCGAGCACCUCACUUAUCGGGUAACACAAGUGCUCACCGGGCAUAGUUGCUUCG
Messenger RNA from Pseudomyrmex gracilis, 412 nucleotides. RefSeq lists its product as uncharacterized. The transcript has a single exon. The record is from RefSeq and is a predicted model, not a curated record. NCBI's taxonomy places the organism in Eukaryota, Metazoa, Arthropoda, Insecta, Hymenoptera, Formicidae. The annotation marks the transcript as partial.